AUGGGGAUGAUCGAAGCGUUGGAAAAAGUGAUUGCGAAGAAUUUCAGAACUUUGGGUGUAUUCAUUGGAAGGAGACCAAUUCGGGUAAUCGUCAUCAUGCUUAUUAUAUCGAGCCUAAUGAGCCUAGGCAUAUUAAGACUCGAUGAAGUUAAUAAUGUCAGGACGGAAUACUCACCCAGUAAUGCACCAAGCAGAAUUGAACAUGCUGUCGCAAUGAAUUUCCUCGGACAGAACGGUACGUUGGAUCCAGUAUAUGUUUUAAUUGAGGCACGUGACAACGGAUCGUUAUUGCGUGAUGAAUAUCGAAAAGCACUGAUGCAAUUCAUUAAACGAAUUCAAUCGAAUGUAACAGUUCAAUACAAAGAUCGAAAAUAUGGAUUUAAGGAAUUAUGUGAGCCAUAUUGCGAAUUAAAUACCGCUUUCAUGGGAUUUCUGAGACUUUAUGACCCGAACAAUCAAGUUACAUAUACUUAUCCAAGCAUUGAUCUUUUCGGCUCACAAAUCUUUAUUGGAAACAAUGUUUACGGUGUGGUACUUGAGGAAGGUACCAAUUUUAUCAAGUCAUUCUCAACCGCAGUCAUUGAGCUAUUCAUUAGUGCACCAGAUGAUGAAAUUUUAUAUGAAUGGCAAUUAGAAAUACAACGACAACAUAGUCAAGAAGAAUUUAAAUUACUUAGUAUCGGUCUCACCAGCGAUUGCUUAGUUUCAGUAGAAGUUCGUCGGAUGGGAUCAGAAACUGUGCCUGUCCUUUUUGGAUCCAUCUGCGCUAUGAUAUUUUUUGUUGCAAUUAGCUCAGUCAGGAAAGAUCCGAUGAAAAGUAAACCAUGGGAAUCAUUUAUUGGAAGUCUAAUACCAAUCCUAUCAAUGUUAAUGUCAACCGGAAUACUAUCACUUUGCGGACUUCGAUAUCAAUCAAUCGUUGUUGUCACAUAUUUUUUGGUUCUGUCAGUUGGUGUUGAUGAUGUAUUUAUCAUAUUAUGUGCGUGGGAUCGGACAAGUAUUGCAACGCCAAUACCUGAACGAUUAGCGAUAGCAUUAGAGAAUGCUGGGCCUUCUAUUACAAUUAGUUCACUUACAAAUGCCUUAUCAUUUGGAAUUGGUAUCUUUUCAUCAACGCCAGCUGUGCGUACAUUUUCAAUUUAUUCAUGUUUUGCAAUCAUUGUUUGCUAUUUCUUCCAAUUGAUUUUAUUCACCGCUGUAUUAGCCUUAGGCGGAAAACGUGAACGGAGCAAUUAUCAGGCGUUAUUUUGUUGCUCUAAAGCUGAUUCUAGCGCACGAAAUCGAAUUAUUGAAGAAACAUCUCAUUUUCAAAUUUGGCUUAUUAAAUCAUGGUCUUCUCUAAUAAUAACUCGAUCUACUAGGAUAUUGAUUACAUUGGCAAUGAUUAUAUAUUAUUAUAUAUCUUUGACGGGUAUUCUAAAUAUGGAAGCUGAAAUUUCGGUCGGUAAGAUGGCUCUUCCGGAUUCAUACCUUCAUGAUUUUCAAUUUAUUCUUGAAAAUGCUCUCCGUAGCAUGCAACCAAUCACUAUCUUUGUCAUGAAUCCAGGUGACCUAAGAGAUCCUGAUCGAUUGAAUGGCAUCAAAUCUUUGGUAUCGGAAUAUGAACACAGUCUUUACAGUUACGGUAAUAAGUCAACACUUUUUUGGCUCCAACAAUAUGAAGAAUUCUUAUCAUUUUAUGGUGAAUCAGAAGAUUUCACGUACACAGACAUUCCUGCAUUUUUUAAAUCUGCAACAUAUUUCUUCCUUAACUCAUUUGUACGUAUGAACGAAAGCGCUUGCAAUGAUAAUGUACCGGAAUGCAUUUCAUCCUUCUUCUUUGUCACUAAUUUUCAUGGGGUUAUCAAAUAUGACGAAAUGAUACCAGCAGUUGUUGAUUGGAGGCGUAUAGCGGCUAAAUAUUCUGAUUAUGCUGUGUAUCCAUAUAGUGACCAUACUCCUUUCGUUGACCAGACUGUAGCAAUCAAAGGUACGAUACUAUGGAGUGUAAUAGCAGCAUUGUGCUGUUCGGCAACAGCCUGUUUCAUUUUUAUUCCGAAUCUAAUCAGUAUUGGUUGUGCAGUUUUUUCGAUAUUUAGUAUUAGCAUUGGUAUAUUUGGAUUGUUAUCACAUUUGGGAGUGGACUUAGAUCCGAUCACUAUGGCUGCACUUCUAAUGGCUAUUGGAUUUUCGGUGGAUUUCACAACUCAUAUCAGUUAUCACUACUACAGAACAACAGCUAAGGAUAGUCGAGGUCGUCUUGAAGAAGCGCUGAUAAUAAUCGGUUGGCCAAUGUUACAAGUGGCUAUUUCCACUAUUAUUGCGUUGUUGCCAUUGUUAUUUAAGCAAUCAUAUUUGGCGAUGGUAUUUAUGAAAACUGUCACAAUUACCGCUUUACUCGGUAUUCUCCACAGUCUCAUCGUACUUCCGGCUUUGCUCACUACCAUUAACUCAUUUAUGCAAGGAUCCCACGAAGAAAAAGAAAGAUCUCAUAAAUUGCAAAAAGCGAUCAAUAAAAUCAAAAAUGAGGCUAAGAAAAAGCAAUACAAGAAUGGAGUAUCACAGAUAGGUAACGAUAUGAAAGGAAAAGAUGCAAAGAUAGCACCGAUCUCAAAGCUAGACAUUAUUAGCAUCGCUCCUGAGGCAUAUAUUCAUAAAAUACAGCUUGGUAGAGCCUUAUCAUCUCCGAUAUCAACCGGUGAUAAAAGUAAUUCAUAG
Molecule: messenger RNA, 2697 nt
Organism: Acanthocheilonema viteae
Lineage: Eukaryota; Metazoa; Nematoda; Chromadorea; Rhabditida; Onchocercidae
Source: the annotation of a GenBank genome assembly